Messenger RNA from Gongylonema pulchrum, 261 nucleotides. The record is from the annotation of a GenBank genome assembly. NCBI's taxonomy places the organism in Eukaryota, Metazoa, Nematoda, Chromadorea, Rhabditida, Gongylonematidae.
AUGUGCAUCUAUGUGUACGGUAGUGAAAUAUUUCCGACAACGAUGCGCAACGUUUGUUUGGGGCUGUGCGCCGUAAUUGCGCGAAUUGGAGGCAUUGUUGCACCAUAUGUCGCUUUACUGGGCUCUAUAAGUCCGUUGCUGCCGAUGAUAUUUUUUGGCGCCGUAUCAGUGGUAGCUGGAGCGCUAACGUUAAUUUUGCCGGAAACAAAGAACUGCUUAUUGCCCUCGUCGCUCAAUGACGCAAAGACAACUGGACAGUAG